GAUCGUUGCUUUAGUUGCACUUAAAAGAUUGUCGUGAAAGGAGGUACGCUUGGAUAACCAGGUGUUCUGCAUUGAUUUUUUUUCUGUGAAGAAAGACAAGUGAUCUAAGUUCAUUGGACUUUUUGUGCUUCAAGUUGGUUGUUAAAUAGAUCCUGUUUUGACUUGUUUCGAUAGAAGUUUGUAUUGCACCACUAUGCCGGCGCAAGUUGUAAAUAAAGAUCUACAGAAUGAACGCAAUAAGUGUACUUUCAAUCAGGAAGAGUUCACUCUCUGGUGGGUGGGUGGAGAGGAACUACUUAAAGAGAAGCGAUCGAGAGAAAACUACUUCGAAAGUCAACCGGAGUUCCAGGACAAGGUCCCAUUACACUUUGCCUCCCAUCAGGAGCUUUACGAAGAAACUGUUCGUAAAGCUACCGUCAUCUUUACGAAAGUGAAGAAGCUUUUAACAGAACAAGGAAAAUAUGAUGCUAAAAAAUAUGUUUACUUCAUGGAUGCCCUUCUCGGUACCGGUUUUAUCAAAGAAAGCAAUCCUCUGGGGGUUCACUUUUCGAUGUUCAUUCCGUCAAUUGUGGGACACGGAAGCCCGGAACAACAGGAGCAGUACUUAUCGAAGGCAUUGAACUGUGAAAUCGUUGGAACAUAUGCGCAAACCGAGCUGGGUCAUGGAACAUUCCUGAGAGGUUUGGAAACGACUGCUACCUUUGACCCGCAAACGGAUGAGUUCAUCCUCAAUAGCCCAACGUUGACUUCAUACAAAUGGUGGCCUGGCGGUUUGGCACAAACGGUAAAUUACUGUAUUGUGAUGGCACAGCUUUACUCCAAUGGAAAAUGCUACGGUAUUCAUCCAUUCAUGGUACAGGUGAGAGACUCGGAAACUCACAUGCCGUUGCCGGGAAUUGAUAUCGGUGAUAUCGGAGAUAAAAUGGGUUACAAGGGUGUGAACAAUGGUUAUUUGGGUUUGAAGAAUGUACGUAUUCCAAGAAACAGUAUGAUGAUGAAGAACGCUAAGCUUUUGAAGGAUGGAACCUACGUAAAACCAACUUCGUCUGUGUUGGCUUACGGAACAAUGGUAUUUGUUAGGGUGAUCAUUGUUAGGAAUAUGGCACAGUCGUUGGCCAAGGCGGCCACUAUCGCUGUACGGUACUCCAGUGUUAGACGACAGAGCCAUAUUAAUCCAGAAUUACCUGAAGUACAAGUCAUCGACCACGUUACUCAACAGGCGAAACUGUUUCCAUUGGUAGCGAAGGCCAUUGCCUUGAAAUUGACAUCGGACAACUUAUGGCAAAUAUAUGAACGCACGAUAUCGGAGUUGAACACCGGAAGCCUGGAUCGUUUACCGGAGUUGCAUGCUAUUGCAUGUUGCUUAAAGGUCGUGUCUACGUCCGAUACCGCCACCGGCGUGGAAGUGUGUCGUUUGGCAUGCGGUGGGCAUGGAUAUCUAACGUGUGCAAACUUCUUGAACUAUUAUAGCUUGGCUUCGGCUGCGUCUACUUACGAAGGUGAGAACACGGUGUUACUAUUGCAGACUUCCAGGUUCCUCGUAAAAAUGUGGAAUCAAGCUGUUCAAGGCAAACAGCUGAUGCCAACUGUUAGCUAUUUGCAGAAUUACGUGGGAAAACAGGUCCAACAGUUCCCGUGGAGUGAUUCGCUUCCUGUGAUAAUUUCGGCCUUCCAAGCCGUCGUCGCGAAUAAGCUUCGACUUGCAUGCCAGCGCAUAGAGCAACGGAAAGCACAGGGAUUGACUCCGGAGGAGGCUACAAAUGGAACCGGCUUGGAGUUGAUCCGGUUGGCUGAAAUCCACGGACGUUGGUUUGUGCUACAGUCGGCCUAUGAGAUGUUUGAGAAGGCUUACGAAAAAGUAUCCGAAUCGGUGGUUGUGAUUAUGCAGAUUUUGUGCAAACUGGUGGUAUACGAUGAAGCGCUGAAAAUCAGUGGUGAUUUGCUUAGAUUUACAACUAUGACCGAAACUGAUCUGGUCAGACUGCAGCAGAACUAUGAAGCUUGCCUGCAGGCACUUCGUCCUAAUGCGGUUGGGAUAGUGGACGCUUUCGAUUAUCCGGACUUCGUGCUCGGUUCGGCGCUAGGAGCCUACGAUGGCAAUGUGUACGAGCGACUUUUUGCGGAGGCCAUGAAAAGCCCUUUGAAUCAGGAACCGGUGAACAAAACGUUCGAGCUCUAUCUGAAACCGCUGAUGAAGUCAAGACUGUGAAAAGUUCUAAUGAAUGGUAUCUAAUGAAAUUAAGACUUUUCGAUUACAGGAAAGGGUAAUUGGUGCAAUAAAUCUAC
This is a messenger RNA of Armigeres subalbatus, 2286 nucleotides long. RefSeq names its product probable peroxisomal acyl-coenzyme A oxidase 1. Gene Ontology annotation, biological process: lipid homeostasis; fatty acid beta-oxidation using acyl-CoA oxidase. Lineage: Eukaryota; Metazoa; Arthropoda; Insecta; Diptera; Culicidae. The transcript is spliced from 8 exons. Gene Ontology annotation, cellular component: peroxisome. The record is from RefSeq and is a predicted model, not a curated record. The coding region runs from base 194 to 2209 and encodes 671 amino acids. Gene Ontology annotation, molecular function: fatty acid binding; FAD binding; acyl-CoA oxidase activity.